AUGGCUAUCAGAACUGUUGAAAUAGAAUCAAGUGGGGGCGCCUUAGCUAUUCUAGACUCCCUAAAUCCACUCCCUUUCCCACUACUAGCGUCCUAUUCAUUGGACUGUCCAUCCCCUUUGGGAACAUGGAGAAAUCGACAAGGGGUCCAACAGCCCAAGCCAACCUUAACGCCAUGUCCUCUUGACCGCCCUCGACUCGAAUCUACUUCCAAUUUCAAUUCCGAUUUUGCUAGCCUCUACCAACCGCUCCAACGCCCGCUUUCACGAAACUCAGUCAUCACGUUGUCAAGCACAGAAGAAGCCAACGACGGUUCGUCCGUCGGGCUGGAUAUCGAGGAGCAAGACCACGCCCACGACCACAAUCAAGAGCGCGCAGAGAAGCUGGACGAGAUAAUAUCCCGCGCACAUUCACCACCUCCCCGAUACCCCAAUUCCGAACCCUCAGGCUCAGCCCCCGCCUCCCCUCGACCACCGCCCUUUUCCUCCCUCUAUACAUCGACCGCCGAAGCCGUAGAGGCAUACAAAUCCGCUGUCACUGAAGCCGGCGCCUCCGGAUCUGUCCCAGCAUACGCGCCCAUCGGAACCGAAGCACACCCCUCAUCAACCUCUCUAGACGUUGUUGCGGAGACCAAGGCUGCCCUUCCCCAGGAUACCAAAGGAGAAUCUUCAAAGAAGGACGACGAUUCAGAGCCGCCGCCUGCCUACUCCGAGGGCUCUAGCCCGCUUGAAUCUUUCACCUACGUGAUGGCGGCCGCUGGAGGAGCUGCGAGUAUAAUUACUCAGGUGCAGCAAGGUGGUGCGCCACCUAUUAAUACUUUGGGGGAUGUCGGCGCUGAUGAGAAUAUUACCAUGGAUCUUCGGGGCCAACGGUUCACACUAUCGCGCGAUGAACUUUUAACUCUCCCCGAAUUCGUCCUUCUCUCUCUUUUCCCCAAUGGCCUUCUCCCAGAUGGCCAUCUGAGCACAUACCAUGAAGGCGACGCUUUCCCCGUCGAUUACGAUCCUGCCUCCCUGCAAUACAUGCUAGAUUUCUUUCGCAAUGUAGCCCAAACAAUCCCUUCCGGCUCGAAUUCACCAUCCGCGGGCCCCGAAGCAGAUGCUAUACCCAUUGAGCCGAUGGCCGGAUCCGCGAGAGAGAUGUUACAAGAUCGAGCGGGGAUAAUUGUGCUGAGAGAGGAUCUUGAUUUCUACGUCAUCCCGCCACGAGCAGAUAUCGAGCAGCCGGAGAUGAUAGAGGUGAAGCGAGCAGCUGGGAAGGCCCUUCUGAAGCAAGAUGGGAUUUUCUCUGGAUUGAGACGGAGCGAGGAGACGGGAACUACGGAACAGCAUCUAAUUGAGAUGUUGACUGCUGGAGGAUUCAACCACGAUGACCACUGGGGUCACCGCGCCAACGAGCCAAAUAAAGCCGUUAUAUGCAGUCUCGCACUCGCCAGACUCCGCACCGAUAUCCGAGGUGCAGAAAUGGGAAGCAACGCCGUAGGAAUGGCCCAAAAGCUUCUACUCUUCUGGCGAAAACCGGCACGGAGAUGUUGGUGGGAGGGCGUUGAAUUAGAGAAUGUGGAUGGCGUGGAUGGCACAUUGAAGGUUUGGAUUAGGAGGGUGUGGACUCUAGAGAUGAGCGUUAUUGGGCUGCGUUAA
Venustampulla echinocandica is the source of this 1638-nucleotide messenger RNA. RefSeq lists its product as uncharacterized. Gene Ontology annotation, molecular function: RNA binding. Bases 1 to 1638 code for a protein of 545 amino acids. Lineage: Eukaryota; Fungi; Ascomycota; Leotiomycetes; Helotiales; Pleuroascaceae. The transcript has 6 exons. The record is from RefSeq and is a predicted model, not a curated record. Gene Ontology annotation, cellular component: nucleus.